AUGCCUCCCCACCACCUCUCCCGCCGCGCCCAAGUCACCGUCACAGGCUGGGCCGGCAUCCUAAUAAUCGUCAUCGUCGUGUGCGCCGUCCUAUUCUGCACCGUCGCGCUCUUCUGCAUCUUCAAGAACAAGCGAGCACGCCGCCAGCGCGAGCGAAAACUCAUUGCCGAGCAACACACAGGGUCGCCGGCAUACAAAGCGCAGCCACAACACGUGCACGAGUAUCGAGCGGUUGCAAAUGAUCCUAAUGAGGUGGAGUUGGAGACUAGAGGGCCUGUUGAGCUACAUGGCGAAAGAGAUGGGAGGACGGAGCCGCAACAGUUGGAUGGGUUUGCGGCGCCGGCAAUGGAGGCAUAUGAUGGCAGACCAGUGGAGAUGCCGGUGCAGACAGCGACACGUUAG
This is a messenger RNA of Parastagonospora nodorum SN15, 402 nucleotides long. RefSeq lists its product as hypothetical. The transcript has a single exon. The record is from RefSeq and is a predicted model, not a curated record. NCBI's taxonomy places the organism in Eukaryota, Fungi, Ascomycota, Dothideomycetes, Pleosporales, Phaeosphaeriaceae. The coding region runs from base 1 to 402 and encodes 133 amino acids.